AUGUCUAAUGGUUGUGAUGACUAUAGUCUUAAGUGGUUCUUUAUCUCUGUGGUAGGUACUCAUUUUGAGAUGAAACCCUACGAACACGAUGGAGUAGACUUGGAAGAUGGGAAGACAAGAAAACCCGGAGAUAAACCAGCUCUGAGAAAGAUACAUAACCAGGCUUUGUUAUCUGGUUUAGCUUAUUGCAUUUCAUCAUGCAGCAUGAUACUGGUGAACAAGUUUGUUCUUUCCAGCUACAACUUCAACGCUGGGAUAUUUCUAAUGCUAUACCAGAAUUUUGUCUCAGUGAUCAUUGUAAUUAUUUUGAGCUUAACGGGUCUAAUAACAACGGAACCAUUGACCUGGAGAUUGAUUAAGGUCUGGUUUCCUGUGAACGUUAUCUUCGUUGGUAUGCUUAUCACAAGCAUGUUUAGUUUGAAAUACAUCAACGUAGCAAUGGUCACUGUCCUGAAGAAUGUGACUAAUGUAAUCACAGCAGUUGGUGAGAUGUAUCUAUUCAACAAGCAUCAUGACAACAGGGUUUGGCUUGCUCUCUUCUUAAUGAUCAUUUCUGCAGUAUCUGGAGGAAUAACAGAUCUAUCUUUCAACGCUGUUGGCUAUUGUUGGCAAAUUGCUAACUGUUUCUUGACUGCAUCUUACUCUCUGACAUUGAGAAGGACCAUGGAUACAGCCAAGCAAGUUACUCAAUCGGGAAACUUGAACGAGUUCUCAAUGGUCUUGCUUAAUAACACACUCUCAUUACCUCUUGGCAUUGUUCUUUCUUUUGCUUUCAACGAGACAGAUUAUCUGUUUAAAACGCCACUUCUGCGAUUGCCAAGUUUCUGGAUGGUUAUGACACUCAGUGGACUUCUAGGUCUUGCCAUUAGCUUCACUUCAAUGUGGUUUCUUCAUCAAACCGGAGCUACAACAUACAGCUUGGUGGGAUCGUUAAACAAGAUACCAUUGUCUAUUGCCGGGAUCGUUCUUUUCAAUGUACCUACAAGUUUGCAGAACUCUGCAAGCAUACUCUUUGGUCUUGUUGCUGGAGUUGUUUUUGCUAGAGCCAAAAUGAGGGAGAAGUCUUAA
Molecule: messenger RNA, 1068 nt
Organism: Microthlaspi erraticum
Lineage: Eukaryota; Viridiplantae; Streptophyta; Magnoliopsida; Brassicales; Brassicaceae
Source: the annotation of a GenBank genome assembly